AUGGUUGGAAAGUGGCACAUGGGAGAAGAAGUCGACAAUCAACCUACCGGCUUCGACUACUGGUCCGUCCUCCCAGGCCAGGGCGAGUACUGGGACCCCGAGUUCAUCGAAUCCGACGGCGUUCACGUCAACCCCGGCUACGUGACCGACAUUAUCACCGACAAGUCUCUCGAUUUCAUAAAGUCGCGAGAUAAGAAGAAGCCGUUCUUUUUGAUGUGCCAUCACAAGGCGCCUCAUCGAUCGUGGGAGUGUGAUGAUAAACACAAGGAUCUAUACAAGGACCCCGUCCGACUUCCCGACACUUUUACCGAUGACUACAAAAACCGUGCUCGCGCGGCAAAGAUCGCCAAGAUGAGAGUGGCCGAGGAUCUCACAUACCAAGAUCUUGGACUCGUACAGCCUGACGGCGGAAGACGCGUGGGAGAACGAGUUCAACAAGAAAAGGGGGCGAGCGAGAGGAAGAUUCCCGCACCAACUAGCGAAGAAGACCUCAAAGCUCUCAAGCUGAUUGACAAGGAAGAUGGAACCGUCUUUCGCUUUCAGAGCUCUGGAGAGCUUGCAGAGUUCAAGUUCCAGCGUUACAUGCAACGGUACCUUCGCACUAUCCAGUCUAUCGAUGAUAGUGUUGGCCAAUUGCUGGACUACAUGGACAAGGACGAGCCGGAGCUUGCAAAGAACACCAUUGUCAUUUACACUUCUGACCAGGGUUUCUUCCUUGGUGAGCAUGGCUGGUUUGACAAGCGCUUCAUGUAUGAAGAGUCAUUCCAGAUGCCUUUCCUGAUCCGUUAUCCCCAAGAAAUCACCGCCGGAUCAGUUUGCAACGACAUUAUCUGCAAUGUUGACUUUGCUACUACAUGGCUCGACUUUGCCAACCUGCCUAUCCCCUCUUACAUGCAAGGCAAGUCUUUCAGAGCUCUACUACAAGGAAAGACACCCACGGACUGGCCCCAAGCUGCGUACCACCGAUACUGGAUGCACAACGACAUCAUCCACAACGCCUACGCACACUACGGUAUCCGUGAUCAGCGAUAUAAGCUGAUUUACUGGUACAAUGAAGCCCUGGGUAUCAAAGGUGCCCGACCGGGAGAUGAGGAGUAUAAGGAGUGGGAGCUAUUCGACUGUGAAAAGGACCCUCUGGAACUGUUCAACGUGUAUCAUGAGAAUGAGUACAAGGACGUAGUUAAGCAUAUGACGGCCUUGCUGGAGAAGAAGAUGGUGGAAAUUGGAGAUGAGCCGAGAGAUUUAAAACCCCAUCAUGGCUUGAAGUCGCAAUCCAGUUACGUCCUCGCGGCGCUGGCGGGCUUAGGCCUUGCCGAGUCCAAGAACUCUCCUAGAGAUCGGGCCAAGGCCCUUCUCAAGAAAAUGACUUGGGAGGAAAAGAUUGCGCAGAUGGGGAGUAUUCGACGGUUGUUGAGGCUUGGCCCAGAGGUUGAUGAGGAGAAUUUUGAGAAGAGGUAUCCUCUUCAACAUGGUACUAUUGGCUUUGGUCCCAUGUUUAACUGGAUCUUGGAUGCUCUCCCUCUUGUCAAUGAAGUCCGUGAGAGGGAGAUCAAGAACAGCCGUCUGCAUAUCCCAUUCAUUACUGUUACGGAUUCAGUCAACGGUCUCUUCAUCCCUGGUGGCACCGUCUUCCCUAGCAACUUGGCCAUGUCCUCGACCUUCAACUUUCCCCUGUUCAAGAACAUCACGGCCGCUAUCCGCGAAGAGCAGUUGUCUAUCGGAGUCAACUGGGUCUUGUCUCCUCCUCUGGAUAUUGCCUGGGAACCCCGAUAUGGCCGUAUUGGCGAACUCUAUGGAGAAGACUCGUACUUGACUGGUGAGUUUGGCCAUGCCUAUGUCCAGAUCAUGCAAGACAAGGACAAGGAUGGAAACAUCAAGGUGGCCUGCACUAUCAAGCACUUUGUCUACGGCGAGUCACGCGGUGGUGUAAACACCGCCAGUCAAUAUGGCGGCAUCAACCAUCUCUUUAACGACCAGCUACGUCCUUAUAUCCGCGCCUUGGAAGCAGACCCUGCUGCACUGAUGGUUUCGUACGCUUCUGUCGAUCUCAUCCCCAUGUCUAUGAAUGAGUACAUGAUUCAGGAUAUCCUCCGCGGUAAGCUUGGCUUUGAAGGAGUUGUCAUGUCUGACGCUGGCUCCAUCUCCAACAUGUACACGCAGUCUCGGGUUGCCACCUCAUAUGCAGAUGCUGGGCUUCAGGCUUUGAAGGCCGGUCUGCAGAUGGAGUUGAGCCCCGGUAAUCCGGCCGUGUUCCCCAAUCUCGUCAACAGCACCAAGGACAAGCAGGUCGCCAAGCUCAUCGACGAAGCUGCCCUCAACCUCCUCACCAUCAAGUUCGCAACCGGGCUCUUUGAUAACGACAUCCCAGAUGUUGAAAUCGCAAACAAGACUCUUCGACAGCCGGCCCACUUGGAACUCGCCCGUGAAGCAUGCAGAGAGGGCAUCGUUCUUCUCAAGAACGACGGCAUCCUCCCGCAGACUCCCAAGAAGGUAGCUCUGCUUGGUCCCUUUGGUGAACUCCUCAACUUCGGUUCUUAUGCCGCCAUCAACGCAUCGAACCCCAAAUGGGGUGAAUCUCUUCACGCUAGUUUGAAGUCGGCCCUCGGCGAGAAGAAUGUCAAGUUUGUUCCCGCCGUGGACCUGCUCGAUACUGCUGAUGAUAGUGGAAUUGCCGAUGCUGUUACCGCAGCCAAGGAAGCUGGCUUUGCUGUCCUUAUGCUCGGAUCUCUCUCGGCGCCAAUGGAGGACCCUCUCUUCAAGAAGCGAACUGAUGGCGAGUUCUUUGCUCAUGCUGACCUUGGUCUUCCUGGUCUUCAGCAACAACUCCUCGACGCCGUGCUUGACGCAAAGGUGCCUACCGUCCUCAUCCUCACCGGCGGCCAGCCCUUUGUCUUGAACAACUCGACACUCCGCUCCAACGCGAUUAUCCACUCUCUCCUCGGCGGCGAGUUCUCAAACUCCGCCCUUGUCGAGGUCAUCACCGGCAAGGUCAACCCAAGCGGAAAGCUCACCGUCAGCAUGCCGCAGCUCGAUGGUGCUGUGCCCGCCUUUUACGACUACCUCCCCUCGGAUGACGCAGGCGGUAGUCAAGAUCGACUGGGUUUCCACUCGGCGUACCAGUGGCCUGUGUUGCAAAAGGCCUCUCCUAUGCCGUUUGGCUUUGGCCUCAGCUACACAACCUUCGAUAUUUCGACUCCUACGGCCGAGUACAAGAACGGAGAGGUCCACAUCCGCGUUACCGUGAAGAACACAGGCAAGGUAGCCGGAAAGGAGGUCGUCCAGGUGUAUCACAGGCCCAACACCUCCGUGGGUCUCGAGUUCCCCGUGAGACGGCUCGUGAGGUUCGACAAGGUGGAUUUGCAAGCUGGCGAGAGCAAGGACGUCGAAUUUUCAAUUCUCAACAAGGACCUUGGAUACUAUGUCAAUGCUAAGCUCGUGGUUCGUGAGGGUCUCUACAACUUUUGGGCUGGUUCAAGCUCUAGGGUUGAGGAUCUCAAGGGGGUUAAUGUUACCGUGACACUUUAG
This is a messenger RNA of Fusarium vanettenii 77-13-4, 3525 nucleotides long. RefSeq lists its product as uncharacterized. Bases 1 to 3525 code for a protein of 1174 amino acids. Gene Ontology annotation, biological process: carbohydrate metabolic process. The transcript is spliced from 5 exons. Gene Ontology annotation, molecular function: hydrolase activity, hydrolyzing O-glycosyl compounds. NCBI's taxonomy places the organism in Eukaryota, Fungi, Ascomycota, Sordariomycetes, Hypocreales, Nectriaceae. The record is from RefSeq and is a predicted model, not a curated record.